Messenger RNA from Acanthoscelides obtectus, 589 nucleotides. NCBI's taxonomy places the organism in Eukaryota, Metazoa, Arthropoda, Insecta, Coleoptera, Chrysomelidae. The record is from the annotation of a GenBank genome assembly.
UUCAAAUAUUUGGGAGCCUAUAUAACAUCUGACGGUUCAACAAAAAAAAGAUAUACAAAGCAGGGUAAAAUGGCCAUCCAGAGAUUGAAUUCCAUUUUAUGGUACUCCAAAAUUAGCAUUAACACGAAAGUUCAAGUUUAUCACAGUAUCGUGGAGCCAAUAACUGCUUAUGGGGCUGAAUGCCGGCAGCUUACAAAAAUAGAAAACCAGCUAAAAGCCGUUGAAAUGGACUUCCUACGCCGGUCGUGUAGACUAUCUAGGUUGGACCAUAUCCGAAACGAUAUGAUCAGAGAAAGGACAUGUGUACAAGAUACCAUUGUGGAUAGAGUGGAAAGAAGACAACUAGUAUGGUACGGUGAUGUCAUGAGGAUAGCUGAUGAAAGAUGGCCAAGGAAGAUGGUAUCAAUAUCCCAACCAACAGAAGGAAGAGUGGAAAGGGAUAGAAGAAGUCAUGAGAAAACUAGAAAUGAAUGAAAGAGACUGAGAAAACAGAAGAGAAUGGCGAGUGAAGUGCGAGAAGCGGUAGCAGCCGUAAUAUAUAUAUAUAUAUAUAUAUAUAUAUAUAUAUAUAUAUAUAUAUAUAUAACUU